Messenger RNA from Ogataea philodendri, 1143 nucleotides. RefSeq lists its product as uncharacterized. The record is from RefSeq and is a predicted model, not a curated record. The coding region runs from base 1 to 1143 and encodes 380 amino acids. Gene Ontology annotation, biological process: mRNA splice site recognition. Gene Ontology annotation, cellular component: U2-type prespliceosome; U1 snRNP. NCBI's taxonomy places the organism in Eukaryota, Fungi, Ascomycota, Pichiomycetes, Pichiales, Pichiaceae. The transcript is spliced from 2 exons. Gene Ontology annotation, molecular function: mRNA binding.
AUGGCCAGGGGCACGACCGAGUACGUUCGCGAGUCGAGCGACGCGUUCAGGUCUGAUCUGCCGUUGCCCGCUCUGGCCAGCGAGUUUUUCGACGGGUCGAUUAAAAUGAUGUCGCCCGGCAUGCCUGUCACCCGCUUGGUGACCAAGCUGGCCGGGUCGGUAGGUUUGCGGGCCACAAUCAAGUCGCCCAUCUCGAUGUUGCGGCCAAACUUGUACCGUUUGUCCACCACGGCGCUGUCGUUGACCACGGCCAGCGUGGGCAGCAUGCUCUCGCCCGUGGUGUCGCUCACCUCGACCAGGUGCGACGAGAUCACGUGCAACGCGGCCACGGUCCGGACGGUGUACGACAGAAUCUUGCCCGCUGAGUAUAUAUGGUUCAUUGGAGACAAAAUUUAUUUGAAUAAUUUUCUUAUGGCGUACGAACAGCGCAAGCAGCUGGAGCAGCUGAUGGGCAAGGACGCGCUCGUGCGGCUGCCGCGGGACCACGACGUUCGGCGUGUGCAGCCCACGGACCCGUCGAUGCUGGACUCGCCGCGCGUGUGCAAGAGCUUUCUGGUGGGCAAGUGUCCGUACGACCUGUUCCAGGGCACCAAGGAGGACCUGGGGCCUUGCCCGAAGAUUCACCAGGAGAAGCUCAAGAUCCUGUACGAGACGUGUGUCAAGAACGGCGUCAAGAUGCCCAACAACAACUACAGACUGGACUACAUGCGCGAUUUGGAGCGGGUUGUUGGUGAGUGCAAUCGGAAAAUACGAGCUGCUGAGAAACGGCUGGAGCUGUCGGCGGAGGAAAAGGAGAAGCUGUCGAGCGUGACGCAGCAGCUGGACGAGCUGGACGAGAAGGUGGGGCUGAUGUUGCAGGAGAUCGCGCUGCUUGUGGAGAAAGGCGAGCUGGAGCUGGCGUUGGAGUGGAACAAAGAGCUGGCCACGGUGGUGAAAAAUCGAGAUGGUAUUGCAAACCAGUACACAGAAAUGGUGGAGAACAUCAACCAGUCGGCGCAGCAGAAACUGCAGGUGUGCGAGCAAUGUGGGGCGUACCUCUCGCGGCUGGACACAGACCGUCGUUUGGCAGACCAUUUUGUGGGGAAGAUGCAUUUGGCGUACGUUGAGAUGCGCCGGGCCCUUGACGAGUUGAAAGGUGGGUGA